Messenger RNA from Purpureocillium lilacinum, 1308 nucleotides. RefSeq lists its product as uncharacterized. Gene Ontology annotation, biological process: glycoside catabolic process; oligosaccharide metabolic process. Gene Ontology annotation, cellular component: cytoplasm. Gene Ontology annotation, molecular function: alpha-galactosidase activity. NCBI's taxonomy places the organism in Eukaryota, Fungi, Ascomycota, Sordariomycetes, Hypocreales, Ophiocordycipitaceae. The record is from RefSeq and is a predicted model, not a curated record.
AUGACUUGGAACCACCAACUGAUCCUCGCGUUGCCUCUGGCGAGCGGCGCAAGCGGUUAUGUGACCAAGUCGGGCGCUGGCAAGCUGCCCAGCCUUGGGUGGAACUCGUGGAAUAUGUAUGGCUGCGACAUCGAUGAGGCCAAGUUCCUUGCGGCGGCACAAAAGAUGAUUGACACGGGUCUCAAAGAUGCCGGAUACAAUUAUGUGAACGUUGACGACUGCUGGUCCCUGAAAACCGGUCGUGCAGACGACGGCCACAUCAAAGUGAACACGACCCGUUUUCCCAAUGGCAUUGACGGCCUUGCCAAGAAGAUUCAUGACAUGGACCUUAAAAUUGGCAUCUACAGUUCUGCCGGGACCGCCAAUUGCGCUGGGGGCUAUGCAGGCAGCCUAGAGCACGAAGACACCGAUGCUGCCGACUGGGCAUCCUGGGGAAUCGAUUAUCUCAAGUACGACAACUGUAACGUUCCCGACAAUUGGAAAGAUCAAUAUGUCUUCUGCCACCCAGACCACGUCAAGACAAACUCGAACGGCACGUGCACACCAGAAACGACAGAAAAUCUGGCACCUGAAGGGUACGAUUGGCGGACGUCAAAGUCGUUUGAGCGCUUCAACCGAAUGAAAGACGCAUUGGCCAAACAGGACCACGAGAUCCUUUAUAGCAUGUGCAUCUGGGGCACAGCGGACAUCUUUUCGUGGGGAAACGACACGGGCGUCAAUUGGCGAAUGAGCGGCGACAUCUCCGCCAACUGGGAUUCCGUCACGCACAUCAUCAACCUCAAUUCGUUCUACCUCAACUCGGUUGACUUUUGGGGCCACAAUGACGCCGAUAUGCUCGAGGUCGGAAACAACCUCUCCGAUGCAGAGGCGCGUUCUCACUUUGCGCUGUGGGCGGCCAUGAAGUCGCCGCUGCUGAUCGGAACCGACCUCGACAAGCUCAGCCAGUCCAACAUCGACAUACUCAAGAACAAACACCUUCUAGCAUUCAACCAGGACGAUACCGUCGGCCCCCCGGCAACGCCUUACAAGUGGGGUAUCAAUCCGGACUGGACUUACAACAGCACCAAUCCCGCCGAGUUCUGGGCUGGCGACUCUAAGGAUGGCGUCUUGGUUCUCAUGCUAAACACGUUGGGCGAGACAACUUCGAAGACCGCGGCGUGGUCAGAGGUCCCUGGCCUUGAUGCUUCCAAUCACCGGGUCACAGACGUGUGGACCGGCGACGAUCUCGGCUGUCUGGGCGAAUACAAGGCGGACGUCGCGAGUCACGAUACAGCGGCUAUCCUGGUGGCCAAGGAGCCGUGCACCUGA